AUGUGCGAGGCGAUGCAGGCCGCCGCGGAUGCGGCGGCCUCGGGCAUGGUCAGCGUGGUAGGCUUAGAUAGCGAGAAGACGGAGCAGCUCUGCGCCACGGCCUCCGAGCUCUCGGGAAAGAGGGUGCAGAUCGCGAACUACCUGUGCAAGGGCAACUACACCGUCUCCGGUGACAAGGAGGCCUGUGCCAAGCUGGCGGAGAUCGCAAAGCCCGAGUUCAAGGCGCGCAUGGCGGUGCCUCUUGCCGUGGCCGGAGCCUUCCACACGGACUUCAUGGCACCAGCAGUGGAGAAGCUGAAGGAGGUGCUCGCGA
This is a messenger RNA of Effrenium voratum, 313 nucleotides long. The record is from the annotation of a GenBank genome assembly. Lineage: Eukaryota; Dinophyceae; Suessiales; Symbiodiniaceae.